This is a messenger RNA of Orussus abietinus, 2120 nucleotides long. RefSeq lists its product as uncharacterized. The record is from RefSeq and is a predicted model, not a curated record. The transcript has 6 exons. Lineage: Eukaryota; Metazoa; Arthropoda; Insecta; Hymenoptera; Orussidae. Gene Ontology annotation, molecular function: protein binding. Bases 367 to 1692 code for a protein of 441 amino acids.
ACGGCGCCAUGGUAAUUCGACUCGGGUUAAAGUCUCGGUUAAAUAGACAUUCCCUCCUGCCCUAGAAUGUCGAAAACCCUGAGGAAGGUCGACAAAUCAGGACAUUCAAGGAUGAAGAACCUCGCCCAGGCGACGAAGAACGAGAUGCCUGAAGUCAAGGCUCGGUUUAAGGCCACGUUGCCCGAGCUGGGAUAUGUCGACGUGAGGAGGUCCUUGAAGAAGCCGAUGAAAUGAUUCUAGGAUACCCUCUCUAGAUAAAUCAAUGUCCUGAUCCUGUCUAUAACUAGAUAUCGGAUUCCUCAUCACGAGGCGGUGAUCUUGGAACUUGAAGAGAACAGCUUCCACGACGCUGCGGAGUACCUGAAGAUGCUCUUCAAGGUGGAUGAGGAUACAAGGACAUCGGAAGGUCCUGGGAGCACCAUCUGGAAAAAACCGCGGUUAAAGGACCAGGACGAAUUGGUGGACAGCUUGGCUGCCGGGUUGGUUAAAGCCAACGAGGGAAAAAUAUUUGGUCAGUCGAUGGUCCAGUCAGCUGCUCUUCUGGACACAGCCCUAUAUUUUCAAUCAAAAACCUCGGAAUGGUGGUGGGUCGCCGAAGAGGUCUUCAAGUCCGGCUUGGCCGUUGCUGAAGAGGUUCCUGACGACGGCCAGACUCUUGCCACGAUGCGCUUCCUUUACGGCAGACUCUUGACAAUUAACAUGGAUUGUCCGGAAAGGAGCUUGGAUUAUUUAAGCAGAGCUCGAGCAGCAAGUCAGGGGAAGAAUUGGAAUGUUUCCAAGAUCCUGGGAGUGCCCCAGGAGAGUCUCUUCAGGGAGUGCUGCAGCCUCUUGUACGAGGCCCUCCUAAGAUUGGUUCGCCGGCCGCAAAUGAACCCUGAAGUGGCCAUGAAAGCUUGCAAGCGUGCUUUGAAAAUGGCCCUUGACUGUAAGUUCAUCACUAAGCUUAACAAUAACGUAAUUUCAUCGAGUCACGCGGCAGCAGGAAGAGAGGAGUACAUUGCCAGGGCGCAUUUCGAGCUGGGGAAAGCAGAAGUCCUGGCUGGAGACACGGAGAAGGCUCUUCGGGAUCUCUCAAAAUUCCUGGCCAUCGCCAAGAGGAUCCCCGACCCUGAAGGGGUCUGCAACGGGCACAUGCAGCUCGCCUUCGCCUACAAAGUGCUUGACAUUAUUAAGUGGUUCGAGUAUCUCCUAAAUUUUACUCACAUACGUCUCCUUGCGCAGAAGCUCAAGGACCAUGACAAUACCAUGAAACACCUGGAAAUAUCCCGGGAACUCGCCGGAGGAUAUCAACUACCUCGCAAGCUCGCCGAGGCGCAUUACACUAUAGGGGAGUACCUGUUAAACCUGCGUCUGCCAAAACUCGCGACGCCGCACCUGGAGCAGGCCUUCACCCUUUACAACGCCCUGGGGAUGAUGAAUGACGCAGACAAAGCUCGAGGUCUAGCAGCGGUUUCGAAAGGGCAGGAGGUGAUGGACCGUUUCGUUGAAAUGGUCCAAGGAUGUGCAGACUCCGAGGAGGAGAGGCUGGCGAUGUGCGGUUGGAAGAAUCGGAGGAUCCCAUUUUGGAAAGACCUCGUUCCUGAAAAAACUGACGAAGAGAGAGGCGACUCCGAUGAUCAGCUUGAAUUCUUCGAGGGUGCGAUGUCGACGUCUCGCUGGGAAGCUGAAAGCGAAGCAGACAUGCGGAAUUAAAGCUCAUACACGUCUCGGGACGACCGAUACUUCGGUAAAGAACGUUUUAUCACUGUCUACACUGGGUGGCUGCUACAACAAAGAUCUGUCCAAAGCUCAAGAUAAACCUCUUGAGCCCUAUGUGUCUCUUAAUCGGUCCUUCUUAUCGCUAAUCACAGAUCGAUGGUCGAUUCCGCAUCCGUUUCUUCUAUUCUUAAUCGUUAAUCAUUAAUUUUUGCAGAAGAGCGCGUCGCUCGCGAGUACCAAACUUCAAAGGAGCGAAGAAAGUCGAUAAUAAAGUAGUAAAUGAUAGACUGAAAAUCCACUUAACGUUACAUUUAAUAGGCGGGGUUUGCCCCGUCCACUUCUUAAUUUUGUUUCUGUCUUCUCGCCACGACAUAAAUGUAAUAUAUAUAUAUAGUUAUAUGUAUAUAAAAUACGCCAAGUAA